This is a messenger RNA of Culex pipiens pallens (northern house mosquito), 1260 nucleotides long. RefSeq lists its product as uncharacterized. The record is from RefSeq and is a predicted model, not a curated record. The transcript has 2 exons. Bases 123 to 899 code for a protein of 258 amino acids. Lineage: Eukaryota; Metazoa; Arthropoda; Insecta; Diptera; Culicidae.
GCGAAAUCACGACGGAGGUCACCCUAUUUCUAAACAAGUGACAGGUGCUGCUGCAUGGGUCCGCUAUAUUUGCGCGCCAGAAAUCUUCAAACUCAAAUUUGUUUACAUCACCUGGUUGAAAAAUGGAAGCUGUAAAGAUAAAAUUACUUGCACCGGCGUGCUGCCCCAACUGCGGUUACGACCUACGACCAGACAACCCGCAAGGCACACCAGAACCUGCAGCGAAGACGAUCGAAGGCCUGUUCAACUACGUCAAGCCAGCGGAACCACCCAGGGCACCCCGGUGGCCACGGUCCCAAUCGCCGCCCACGGAAAGACGUCCACCGUACGGCUCGAGGUCCCCCGUCAAUAAGGCAGCCUGGAGACGAUCCCGCAGAGCCGGGCGAGAGAGAAGUCGUGCCUGGAAGCUGAAAGUAGGAGCCAAAGCGGUUCCGCCCAUCAAUCCGGUUCAAAAACGAUUGCUGGAGAUUGCGUCGGAAGAGGUCGGCGUUGUGAAAGUUGAGCCAUCGGUUACACAGGUUCCUGCUGAACGGUUUGCAGCCGAUGAUCGCAAGACAUUCGACAGAGCUUCCGAAUCGUGUAACGACGUCAACCAAAGCGAGGUGGAUAAUUUUUUAGCAAAUUUCUUCGAAGACAACGAUGCCAGGAAGGUUGCUUCCAGCCCCAAAAGGCCUAAGCCACAAAUUCCGCAGGAGGCACCUCGCCCAAAAAAGGCGUCGUGGAAGGGCUAUUGCGUGGUGCAGCCGGACAAUUUUGUACGCCACACCGUAGAUCCGACAGCUUACGAUUCAGUCGGCGGGGAAGUAGUGUCGGUGCAGGUGCCCACAGAGAGCGGACGGGUUGUGGCCAUUCAUAACCACUUUUACGGUGAAACCGUCGUAAUUCCGGACACUCCCUAAAGCGGUGUAUGCACUUCGGAAGGAAUCGGUCAAGAAAAAAUUCAAUUGGGCAGCAGCGGCAGCAGAAGCAAGCCAGAGAGGGUGAUGCAAAACCACAAGAAAUCGCUCUCUCACCUUUGUUCUGCUGUUCGUAAGGCUGUUUCUUGACACUUUCCUUCCGAUCUGCGUACUAGCCGAUCGCCUAAAUUUUCGAAUUUUUGUUACGAACAUUUUUACUUUCCUUUUUUUUGUUAAGUUUAAAGAUUAAAUUAUAUUUUAUGCUGUACUGAAUAAUUUAUCUGAGGAUUUCCAUGAAAAUAGAUGUAAGCUGAUAGCAAAUACGAUUUGUGAACUUUAACCUUUUGAGCAAUAAAAAUACCUU